Suillus subalutaceus is the source of this 429-nucleotide messenger RNA. RefSeq lists its product as uncharacterized. Lineage: Eukaryota; Fungi; Basidiomycota; Agaricomycetes; Boletales; Suillaceae. The coding region runs from base 1 to 429 and encodes 142 amino acids. The transcript is spliced from 2 exons. The record is from RefSeq and is a predicted model, not a curated record.
AUGCUCGCCCCUGCUGUUCUCGAUUUCAUCGAGAUCUUUGAUGCUGUUGGCUCAUUUAUCUUUGGUAUCUUCAUCCCAUUCACAGAUCAGCCAAAGACUAAUGUGUUCUUAGUGGAACGAGCUAACCAAGGCAAACCCUGUUUUCACAUACAGACCUGUAGUGAGAUUGUUGCAGCCAAUGCUCAUUUUCCAAUGAGAGAGGACGUGUCUGUCAUCUACACUGGCUCACAGCUGUAUCAAAAGGCUGAUAUGCUCCAAGGAAUGAUUCGAACGCUGGCAAAUGACGUGACUGUGUCCGUAGUGUAUGCCAAAAAUGACAGUUUGGCCCACUACCUUGUAGGAGAGGCGAUGAAACAGGACCACACACUUUAUGUUUCAGGGAGUGGGGUCUUAAUGGCAAGCUUGUCAAACAGGCCAGAAAGGGAUUGA